AUGGGAGAAAGAUUCACCAAAGAUGCCAGGAGACGCCUUUUCGACAAGUGGUAUCCUGGCCAGUCCCACAGGUACAAGCACCUGUUUCACUCAUGGCUUCGAUCCAUGGAAAUGGAAGCUGAGUACAAGAAAGAUGGCAACGUCUUCUAUCAUCCGGAGCUACUUAUAGGAUCAGGUUCGCAUGCGAAGGUUUACCUUGGCAUCGUCCCAGCUGAUGGCCGGGAAGUGGCUAUCAAAGUCUUCAGGGACAGAGCAGGAUCGGACCAUUUCACCAAGGAGGUCAGAGCCAUGAAACAGAACACUGCCAUUUUCGGCAUCAUGCAGUACAUCACGUCCUUCGAGCAGACAAAGUGCUGGUUUGAGGAGAGCAGGUCCACGAAGCGACGCCGAGAGGAGCGAGUCCAGGUGGUGAUUCUGGAGCUGAUGGAAGGGACACUGCAGGAGGCAAUGUCUACCUGGGGAGAUCUGGAUGCCAAGCAGCACUUGGAUGUGGUGUGCUCCGUGUCGCGCAGCCUCCUGGACAUCCUAGGCCGCUUAAACCCGGUGGGUGAUCAAGGGUAUGUGCAUCGUGAUAUCAAGCCGGACAACAUCAUGAUCGACUGCAGGGGCAAUAUACGGCUGUGCGAUUUCGGAAUUGCUCGCGCUCUGCGCGAGGAUGAAGCACAGCUGUUCAGUCCAACAUGCGGCAGUUGCCCGCAGUUCACCCCACCGGAAGUACUCCUUUAUGCUACUCUUCACAAGACAGGUGAUCUGUAUUCUGUUGGCCGGGUGAUGAUUGCCAUGAUGCUGAAAGAUCCGAGUCUCUCCAGCAUGCGGGACCGAAGUCUUGAGCUCGAGGAGGUGCCGGCGCAGUGGCCCGGGUACAAGAGGCACGCCUUCGUUCGACUAGUCGCAGCUCUGACGCACCGAGACAAACAAUGUCGCGCGUAUUCCGACCAGCUGCAGGAUGUAUCACAGCUCUACCAG
Symbiodinium sp. CCMP2456 is the source of this 966-nucleotide messenger RNA. The record is from the annotation of a GenBank genome assembly. Lineage: Eukaryota; Dinophyceae; Suessiales; Symbiodiniaceae.